AUAUGUGUGCUAAAACCAACAAAGUCCAUAUAUUACCUCAAAUUUUUAAGGGGGUAUAACACGUUUGCUGAGAUUGAAUUGUUCUCUUCUUCCAAACAUGGCUUCUUUUGCAAUUGAUGAAUUUGUUGGGAAUGGAGUCCUCAAAGAACUGCUUCCAAAGCUUUUGGAAGAAGGCUGGGAUGACGUGCCAACCUUGAAGAUCAUGAGCUUAGAAGAUAUGGAUGCAAUAAACAUGACACAACAUGAGAAGGAUGCACUGGAAAUCAGGUCUUAUCUUCACGACCGUUCUCUGAUGCAAUAUGCAGAUAAGCUUGAGUUAUCCAGGGCAUGUCUUCCAGAGCUUCUUAGUUUAAGCACAUCAGAUCUUUCUUCCCAGUUCGGUAUGAAGAGAGGCCAUAUCGCCCGUUUCAUGGAUAGAACUGGUCCAUGUACUGAUCCUAAACCCAGUUCACAUGCUCUCCCUCCAACAAGAGCAAACGGCACAGCCUUUAGAAACAACAGCAUGAAGAGUUUUGGGCAGGUCAAUUCUGAAAGGCUGAGAAGCAUAACAAGACCAAUGGCUCGAAACAGCAGUAAACAACUUGAACAAUCUUUGGCUGAUUUCAAGAUUGGAGAUGGAUACACCUUCAAAGGGAUUGUUUCUGCAGGGCCAGCUGAGAGUAGAGCAUGUGGUUGUGUGAAACCUCCUCCCGUCGUUGAACAAGUGGCUUCUUACUCUACUAUUGAAAACAUCUCCGUCCAAAAGUUGACUCCGGAGUACAAGAUUGGGAUGGAGCGUUUAGUGAAAUCCAAGUCACCUCCAAUGAAGGCAUCAGAUUUGUGGAGAGAUAAACCAGCUGUUCUCCUCUGCAUUAGACGUCCAGGGUGCAUUAUGUGUAGAGCUGAAGCUCACCAACUAUAUGCCAAAAAACCCCUAUUCGACGCACUGGGAGUUCAACUAUAUGCAGUUCUUCAUGAGUACAUAGAGUCAGAGGUGAAAGACUUCUGGCCCCGGUACUGGGGUGGUGUUGUAAUCCAUGAUCGGAAUAUGGAAUUCUUCAAAGCUCUUGGUGGGGGGGAACUGCUCAAAGAAAAGUUCAUAUCAGGUUUUAUUUUCAACCCCCGAGCCAUAGCAAAUUACAGGCGUGCAAAGGCUAUGGGGAUAAAGCAAAACUUCAAAGGAGAAGGUGAAAUCAAAGGUGGACUUUUUAUAGUAGGGGGUGGAAGGAGUGGUAUUGCAUAUCAGUUCAUUGAGAGGAAUUUUGGUGAUUGGGCACCUGCAGCUGAAAUCAUAGAGAUCUGUACUCAGCUACAGCUUUUCUUUCACUGGAUGCAGAAUCCACAUCAAGGUCAAGGGGACUCGAUCAAACCAUCAUAGUAAUAAAGUUGACGUUUGUUAUUUACUUUCCAAGAAUUCUUCACUCAGAUUCACAAAGCUUACGCUUCGAUUGACUUAUCAGCUUGAGUUGAGACUUGAGAGAAAUUCAAGUAUACUUAGAUGUUUCCUCGUCCUUUAUUCUCUGUUUUGUUCUGUCAGACUGGAUAUUAUAUAUUUUUAAUGAAAUUUCUCUUCUUUUUUA
Humulus lupulus (European hop) is the source of this 1559-nucleotide messenger RNA. RefSeq lists its product as uncharacterized. Bases 98 to 1357 code for a protein of 419 amino acids. The record is from RefSeq and is a predicted model, not a curated record. The transcript has 5 exons. NCBI's taxonomy places the organism in Eukaryota, Viridiplantae, Streptophyta, Magnoliopsida, Rosales, Cannabaceae. Gene Ontology annotation, molecular function: antioxidant activity.